UCCGUACAUAAAACUAAUAUCAUCUAUAAAUUAUCCAUAUUGUUCAUGGUAGAUACAAAACAAAGUCAUGUUUACAUUUUUGGGUGCGGGUGGAGGGGAAAGUCGGUUGAAUUUUGACAAAAUCCACUCCCAACCUAUUAAUUUCGAAAACGGAUAAGACUCACACCCGACUCAAAAAUAUAAACACUGAGUUGGAUCGAAUUGAAUACCGGUGAAUUCGAGUUGAAUUGAGAUUUCUAAUUGUCAUUGAGUGCUCCAGAGUCAAAAUAGUGACAAAGAAACAAAUAAUACAAAUCUAAGAAGUAAGAAUUUAAUUAUUCUGUUGCAAAAAGAUAUCCAUAUCACAUUGAGGUCUGAGGAGAAGUAAGGUAACUCCAGAAUACAGAAGUCUCACUGUUAAAAGGACCAGCCCAACCCCUUGAGUGCAUGAAGUAUCAAAUUAGGCUUCGCUCAAACGGACCCGAUUGGGCCGGGCCGCUUCAAUCGGCUCGACAAGUUGAAGCCUAGCCCACGUAAUGAAGAAGUAAAAUUACAGUCGAGUGUUGACUAUGGACUGCUGCCCUUUGACUAGAAACCAAGUUCGAAUUUCCGUUAUCCAGACAUUUCUGGCUGCAAAACUUUCGAUACACUCCGCUUCCUUCCAUUCCGAUCGCCAUCAUGGCCGCCGCCGACGACGUUACCUCGGCUCCUCCGUCCAACCGCAUAGACGUGUUCUGGCACGAAGGAAUGCUGAAACACGACGCCGGCACCGGCGUCUUUGACACCGCCGACGACCCAGGCUUCCUCGACGUCUUGGAAAAGCACCCGGAGAACGCCGACAGGAUCAAGAACAUGGUCUCGAUCCUCAAGCGAGGCCCAAUCGCUCCUUACAUCUCAUGGCACCUUGGCAGAGCUGCUCAAUUGGAGGAACUCCUCUGCUUCCAUACCAGAGAAUAUAUAAAUCAAUUGAUCAAAGCAGAUAAAGAAGGGGGUAAGCAGAUGAUCUGCGCUGGGACAUUCUUGAACCCUGGCUCGUGGGAAGCUGCUCUCCUCGCAGCUGGUACCACACUAUCAGCGAUGAAGCAUAUUCUCGAUGGAAAUGGGAAAGUGGCGUAUGCACUGGUUAGGCCGCCGGGGCAUCAUGCUCAAACCACUCAAGCAGAUGGAUAUUGUUUCCUUAACAAUGCUGGUAUCGCUGUUCAGACAGCAUUGGACUCGGGGUUUGGAAGUGUUGCAGUUAUCGACAUCGAUGUUCAUUAUGGCAAUGGUACUGCGGAGGGGUUCUACUGGACUAAUGAAGUGCUUACUAUUUCAUUGCAUAUGGAUCAUGGCUCGUGGGGGCCGUCUCAUCCGCAGAGUGGAUGUGUUGAUGAGGUGGGAGAUGAGGAGGGACAUGGGUAUACCAUGAACAUUCCUCUGCCGAAUGGAACAGGUGACAAGGGGUAUCUGCAUGCUAUGACCGAGCUGGUUGCUCCUGCCGUUAGCCAGUUUGAACCCGACUUGUUGGUUUUCGUGAUUGGCCAAGAUUCAAGUGCUUUUGACACCAAUGGAAGGCUAUGCUUGACAAUGGAUGGAUAUCGAGAGAUUGGACGGAUUGUUCAUGGUUUGGCGAAUGCACAUUGUGGUGGGCGUCUGCUUAUUGUUCAAGAAGGUGGAUAUCACGUCACCUAUUCGGCUUAUUGUCUCCAUGCAACUCUGGAAGGGGUGCUCGACCUUCCAGAACCACUUUUAUCUGAUCCCAUUGCGUACUACCCUGAGGAUGAAGCAUUUGCUAUGAACGUUGUCAAUUCAAUCAAAAAGUACCAGACAAACGCAACUUUCCCAUUUCUCAAGCAAGGUUGACUAGGAGGUGCGUACUAUCUAUGCUUUUCAUCUCAUGCCGCCUUCUGUGAAAUAUAAUUGUAGCGAAUAAUCUCUAGUGUGUUUCUACUUCCAAAAAAGGUUGCAUGUUGGCCUACUUAGGCAUGGAUCUUUUCAUGAAUUCAGUGAAGCAUAGCUUUACAGUUCAGUACUCCUUUUCUGGUAACCAAAGCGAGCGAGUUUAUAUUUUUAAGAUUGUCUCCUGCAUACAUUCUCCCAAGAUUGGUUUGCUAGGAAACUCUUUUACCAUCUCUAUGCCAUCUGAAAAUUUUCCGAUUGCCGGCCAUCAAUUUCCAUUAUAAUAAAGAUGUGUUAGUUGGUAUAUUCUACUAGGAGGUUUGGUUAAUUAGCACCUCCAGCGGAUGAAAGUGUAAGCUGCUAUAUUAUAUCACGUUAUUCCAGAGAAGCUCAUGCUUCUUUCAGUCCUGCAUUGUGCUCAAGAACAUGAAUAUCAUGCAGUGCACAUGAGCUGGUUUGCCAUUAGUUGGGAAAUGGAUUAGGCAGUUCUCAUCUAUACUUGCCUGCCAUAUUGAUACAUCAGAAUGUGUGUAGGCAGCAUAGUGGAAGGAGGGUUUCUACAUUACUUAUCUGCCCGAAUCUCCAUGUUCUUUCCUCAUUUAAUCUCUUAUCUUAUGUCAGUGUAUGCUGUUUUGUGCAUGUUCCAGGCAACUUGCUCGGUUCUCACCUGAGGAGGGCAAAGUGUUUUUCACCCCAUCAAUGAGGUGAGAGGUUUGGUGCUUUCUCAUCCAGAUCCAACCUUGAUACAUAAAUUCCAAAUGUCUGAGUUGCAGGCUUGUAAGAGAUAUGAUGAUGAGUGAUAGGUAGACGAAAACUGGUCCCCUAGUCAGUAAAAAAAAAAACAGCUCAAGAUAUACAUAGUUAUUAUGGUUUGUGAAAUCAGAAAUGUAUCAUUCUGUCAGUGGGUUGUGAUGAAUGCAAGGGCUCUGCUGCCUUUUUUACAAAGACCUUACAAUUGUUGCAUUAUCAGGUGGAGUGGUUGUGUGGCAUAUGAACCUUAUGAAUGCCCUAUGUACCUGACCACCACGGCAAUCUGUUCAUUUAUUCUCCAUCUUUUGUUGUGGAAAGUAUGAUCGAUGGUAAUGAGAAAAAACUUUCGAGAAUUUUUGGUUCUUCCUUGGUGUAAAUAUUCUUAAUCACUGUCUUUACUGAUUAACUCAUGUUCAUUCUCAUGAGCACUUCUCAUUAUUGUAAUAUUGUUCAAUAAGUCACAAUGGCUUAAAAAUCAAGAAUUGUGUCGGUCCUGGUAUGCAUUACGGUUCUCGAAUCUGAAUUAGUUCGGGUUUUGUCAGUUUGUUUACACGAGUCGAAAUUAAUUUGAUCCUCGUAAAUGAGGUCGGGCAUUGUGUGGAGUACUAUAUGGAUUAGGUGAAUUUUGGUUUCAUAUAUUAAUUUAUUACAACUCGGGUUUAGUUUACGCUAAAAUCACAGGUCAAAUGAAGAUUGCAUUCCAACUUGAACAAGAUUUUAUGAAUAAUUUGAGCUAUGCGUUUUUAUGAUUAAUUUGAGCAAAACUGAAACCGGAUUCCCAGCCCAAAAACAACAAAGCAUCUGUGGGAAACAGAACAAAAACCAGAAACGAAGCUGAAGAUUGUUCUUCAUCCCCCUUUACCUUUUGCCACUUUUCUUUUCUCUGCUCACGAAUAUUUUCCCUUUCCUUUUUUCCUUUGGUGCAGAUGGCGGGUCCUUCACUCUUUUAUGUGUGUCCCUCUGUCAUCAAGUGCCCCUUUUUAACAGUUAUCAGUAGCACAAGAACGUGCUGAUCUCCUUGAAUAGUGGAGGGUCUUUUUCAGUGGAUGGGCAGCAGCAUAUUACUACUGCUAGCAAAAUAGAGAAGUUAGCUCAGCUAAUUGACUUGACCCACUUGUUAGUAUGAUUGCUCUCGACAGCUUUUUUACCCAUUUGAUUAGUUUUACCUGGUCGUUGGUGCUGUCCUCGAGAUGAAGAAGAGGGAUUGCUUCCUUUCUCGUUGAACUUAUGGUGUGUUUUAGUUACAGACAUGAUUGACAAUUAGCAUACUCUCAUCAUUGAUGGGAAAAAAGAGAGAGGAAAGGCUGGUCAGACUCUAAAGCUUAUGGCCUGGAUCAUAAGCAAUGAGUGGUUGUUCAGAACAGAGAAGAACAGCCGAUCACACCAUUGGAAGUCUUGUAUCAUAAGUCUCAUACAAUCUUCAUCUUCUGAACUUUUUUCUAAGCUAGAAUCAUAACCAGAAAGGUGUGGUAUGGUGGUUGACAUUCUCGUCCUAUAAUCAUGAAAUUGAGGAUGGAUUUGAUCCUUGUUCAUGGGAAUAAACCUCACCAUGUGACCAACCAUUUACCGCUUCUCGCGAACACCCGUAACGAAGGGGUGGUCACUGUUGUCGAUGGUGGAGGUCAGAUGUCGUAAUUCUUUUGUUCGUGACAAGACGUGCAUAAAGAAGAGAAGUGUGCAAUCAAUAUUAUCCAAGCAUUACCCGAUUGAACUCUAGUUUCUAGAAUGUCGAUGAAAGUCUAAUCCACGUUCAUAUGACUACCUUCAUAUUGAAAUGCUCGACGUGAUGCCUAUAUGGCAAAAAUAAGUGAUCUGUUAUCGAUUUUGUAUCAGAAAAAUUAAUCUGUAACAUAGUUUAUUGGUCUAUGACCAUAUUGAAUAACAUCAAACAUUUAAAUGAUAAUACAUCAAGAGUUACCCCUAACACAAUUGUCCACCUCUAGGACAGAAAUUGACAUUGAUACUCUUCUCUUGGUAUGAAAGCCAUGGUAUGAACUACCAAUUUCUCGUACCUGCCCUUAUCAAAUGGGGUCAAAAGAUCCUCUCUUUUUCCUCCCCGAAAGAAAUCUGCUGACUGCUGCAGAAGUGAACCAGUCCAGAACAGAAACUCUCCUUUCUAGGAAUUUGGGAAUUGCUGUUUUUGUAUUAGAUCAAUCGAAUGUGGAAUUCUUUCUCCCAAUAACCCAGAACAGAAUUAACACAUUCUACAAUAGAAAAAUCAAACUUCCUCUGUCGGUUCCAGUCCCACAGAAAGAAAGUCCAAAAAGGGUCUCUGUCUGUUGCCCCCUAAUUUGUUUAGUUUUUGCAGCAAAAGAACAAAAUGGGCACUGUUAA
Linum trigynum is the source of this 4941-nucleotide messenger RNA. The record is from the annotation of a GenBank genome assembly. NCBI's taxonomy places the organism in Eukaryota, Viridiplantae, Streptophyta, Magnoliopsida, Malpighiales, Linaceae.